Rosa chinensis is the source of this 1566-nucleotide messenger RNA. RefSeq names its product serine carboxypeptidase-like 51. Lineage: Eukaryota; Viridiplantae; Streptophyta; Magnoliopsida; Rosales; Rosaceae. The record is from RefSeq and is a predicted model, not a curated record. The transcript has 7 exons. Gene Ontology annotation, biological process: proteolysis. Bases 866 to 1360 code for a protein of 164 amino acids. Gene Ontology annotation, molecular function: serine-type carboxypeptidase activity.
UGGAAAUUCCGCUUAUAACCAGCAAAUUGACCCAAAUCUGAAGCAUAUCGAUCCCUAUUUCUCUCUCUCCUCUCCCCGAGCCGUCCCCGUCGCCCCAGACGCUGCCGCCAUCACCGAGACUUGGAGCACGCCGGCACUCCCGAGUCUGAUCCGAGCUCCAGCAACCCUGAUCUCUCUCUCCCUCUCCAACUCUCCGAGUCUCCGUCUUGUUCUGCUCCUCAGCGAGUGGCGACGGCUCGGUUGGCUCCUCGCGGCCUCGCCUCUUCUUCUCAUCAAUCAUCAUCUGGAGUUCUGCACUUCUGCUGUUCUGGGUGACUGGUUGAUGUUGAAAUGAAUUGAAUGAAUUCUUGGGUAUUGCUUAUUCCCUCUGGUGAUCAGAUUAUGGAUAGCCGCACUGCAAUUUUCGGAGCUGUUUGUGAGCACCAUGGUUCAUUUGCUUUUUGGGUUUUACAUAUUCAGCUUCGCCGUCGCCGGUGACCUCUCGGUGGCCUUGAAUGAGCUCGUGUAAGCCCAACAUCGACACGAAAGAGUUGGUGCCCAGUGAGACCUAGGCGGAGGCGGCCAAUGGGGCUCUGCCUUCUAUUGUUUUGGUCCAUGGGAUUUUUGGCUUUGGCAAAGGGAGGCUGGGAGGUUCGUCAUAUUUCGCCGGAGCUGAGAAGAAAGACGAGAGGGUUCUGGUGCCGGAUUUGGGAUCUCUGACCAGCGUUGACGACAGACAGAGACAAGUUCAAACUAGUACUCUACUCCAGUACUCUUCCUUCAAUCCCACAAUUCUUCUCUGCAUAUAUAAUUCUCCUUUUACUGUAUUUUGAUUUCACAACUAGUAAAAGCCUGAAAGCUCUUUCUCCUAUUGCUUUAUCUCCCAAUGGAAAAGGUCCCUAUACUUGUUCUUGUUCUCCUUUUGGUGCCAACAGCAACUGCUGCUAGAACCCAAGAUGGAUCAGAGGACUGGGGCUAUGUUGAAGUCCGACUCAAAGAACACAUGUUCUGGUGGCUUUAUAGAAGUCCUAACAGAGUUGAGGAUCCCUCAAAGCCAUGGCCAAUUAUUCUCUGGCUCCAAGGUGGACCUGGAGGUUCGGGAGUUGGGAUUGGGAACUUUGAAGAGGUUGGGCCAUUAGACACCAAUGUGAAGCCAAGGAAUUCAACGUGGUUGCAAAAGGCAGAUCUUUUAUUUGUGGAUAACCCAGUUGGAACCGGAUUCAGUUUUGUGGAGGACAACGCUCUGUUUGUGAAAAAUGAUGUGGAGGCAGCCACUGAUUUGACAACAUUACUAAAAGAGCUAUUCAACAGAAAUGAGAGCCUCCAGAAGAGUCUUCUGUUCAUUGUCGCAGGGCCGGCAAACUCGCAAGGCCGGCCCUGAUCCAAACUUUUCACAUUUCACUUGGAAUGUUGCAGCUUGGGCAGACAACGAAGAUAGUAGUACUUGCAUUGUUGAUGAUCAUGUACUAAUUUUUAUUCUAAUUAGCAUUGGUAUGAAAUGUCAAAAAUAUCUUGCUAUGAAUGUAAAGUUUGAAUAUUUUCGAUUGAGUUGUGGAUUUGUUCAUUUUAUUGUAAAUAUUUGUAGUA